AUGGGCUGUAUCCAAAGCAUCACCUGCAAGGCGCGGAUCCGGCGCGAGAACAUCGUGGUGUACGAUGUGUGCGCCACCAUCGAUCAGUGCCCCACGCGCAUCGAGGAGACCUCGCCCAUCGUCCUGCGCUACAAGACCCCCUACUUCAAAGCCUCGGCCCGCGUGGUCAUGCCCCCCAUCCCCCGCCACGAGACCUGGGUGGUGGGCUGGAUCCAGGCGUGCAACCAGAUGGAGUUCUUCAACACCUACAGCGACCUGGGCAUGUCAAGCUGGGAGCUGCCUGAUUUGAGGGAAGGGAGAGUAAAAGCCAUCAGUGACUCAGACGGGGUGAGUUACCCUUGGUACGGGAACACCACCGAAACGGUGACCCUGGUCGGCCCCACCAACAAGAUCUCCAGGUUCUCCGUCAGCAUGAAUGACAACUUCUACCCCAGUGUGACGUGGGCGGUGCCAGUGAGUGACAGCAACGUGCCCCUGCUCACGAGAAUCAAGAGGGACCAAAGUUUCACCACCUGGCUGGUGGCCAUGAACACCACCACGAAGGAGAAGAUCAUUCUGCAGACCAUCAAGUGGAGAAUGAGGGUGGACAUUGAGGUGGACCCUCUCCAGCUACUCGGGCAGCGGGCCCGACUGGUGGGCAGGACUCAGCAGGACCAGCCCCGCAUCCUGAGCCGGAUGGAGCCCAUCCCCCCCAACGCACUAGUGAAGCCCAACGCCAACGAUGCCCAAGUCCUCAUGUGGAGGCCCAAGCGGGGGCCGCCCCUGGUCGUGAUCCCGCCCAAGUAGGAGCCGACCAGCCUGACUGCGCAGUGGGGAGCACCUGCCGCUAAGACACGCAGUGAGGUUGUCAGGGGUGGCAGGAGCCAAACUGAGUUUCUGAGCCAAAGCAGACCUCGCGGUUUGCCAGCCUUCGCGGCCACUUCUAGAGGACAGCUGCUCCUCGGGUGGUAGAACCACACCCUUAGGAAAGUCCCUUCCUUUUAGGAAUAAAGAGAUCUCUGGUUCGACAGACUUGCUGUGAUUACCGUGCAAGUAGCCAUACUUUGGAGCUGACCAGGGGGAUGUUUUUAUCUGAACUAUUGACCAUUUCUUUCCUGUGAGAUGCAGGGGAUGGAAACGAAAUUAAACGGUGCCUGUGGCAAACGCUGCUUCCCAAUUAGAAGUGGAAGUGAAAACAUCCACCCCAGGUCUCCAGGAGGGACAAGGCAAGCCCAGCAAGCAGAGCCACAUGGCGGGGACCAAGGAGGAGGGGACGAGCAAUGGCUGUGACUCCGGAAGCUGAAGGCCUGGCCAGCUGACUUCCCGCGAAAUGAGCACCCCUGCCUGUCUCCACACCACCUCUCGUCCCACGGCCAGCACCUCCUCCUGCCCAACCACGCGCCAUGUGGCACUUGCCACGGGCUGGCCAGGCUGGCUGCUGGGCUCCUGGGGAGCUGUAUUGAGGAGACCAUGCCUGCUGUGUGUUUGCGUGUGUGGAAGAUUGGAUUCACCCAGAUUUCAAGUCCGUCCCCAGCCCUCAAAGUGAAGGCACAGAGCUGUCAGCCUGGACUUCAAACACCUACCAUGGCCCAGCCUUGGUUCCCAAGCCCUGCCUUCCCCUACGUGUCUGGCUGGGACAGAGGGGUGCAAAUCCCCCCACCUCCUCCUCGUCCACAUGGUUGGCCAGUGUCAAUACUCUCUUGAGGUUUCUCAAAGGUCUCGAUCUUUGGCAAGCCAGGGCCAAAGCCUCCUGUUUCCCCUGCCAUGACAGGUGGGUGCCUCCAGGUGACCAAGGGCAGAGUGCAUGUCACCGGGACCCCAAGGGGAAGGGGAUAACCAUCCUAAGAAGGCAAAAUGAUGUGUGUGGUUUUAUUUAUUGGUUUAUUUAUUGGCUUGCUUACUGAUUUAUUUAUUUAUGAAAUGUGUAUUUAUUAUACAGCAGAAAAUCCACUUCCAUCUUGAAAGCAUCAGCCCCAGAAUUUGUCUUCCGGGCCCCAUAGAGCACAGUGAAUUAUUCUUUGAAGCCACAGAAAAGAGGGAAUUCUCUCCUUAAGGCCAAACCUUUCUACCCCAGCCAGAUUUUCAGCCAGAAAUGGAUCGGGACCCCACCACUGGUGAAGCUGUGAAGCCGUGGUCAGCGUAGCUAGACUGUUCAGACAGAGCCCCAGACACUUCCCCUCCCACCCACCCUUUGGGCCAAGCCGACCUCCAAUCCCUUAAGGCCCCUGGGCAGGACUGGCCAGCAGGCCCCAGCCCGAUGGUUCAGCUUAGACUUCCCCUCGGCCCUGGUGCAGCAUUCUUAACACCAGAUGUUCAUUAGAGUCCCCUCAGGAGCUAAACAAGUACCCAUCCUGGUCCCUCCCCAAAGCAAUCGCGCGAUGCCAGCACCGGGGCAUCGGUUCCGAUGUGAGGCAGGGUGAGGAUUGCCAGUGAGACCUUGCCUCCUCGUCCCUCUGCGCCACCCAGACGGCCUCGCCCUCCAGUGCCCAGGCUUUCUGGGGGCCCUCUCCCACUCCUGCAGCCCUUGCUCCUCACUAAGCCUUCCCAUCAGCUCCACCUGAGCAGACCCCUGGACACGUGGCAGGUCCCGUGAGUCGCGUGAUGUUCCCGUGAUCCAGUGACUGCCAGUUUUCCUAGGCACAGGACCUGCCAGGCUUGCCCUCCGUCGGCACCUGUCCAAGGCUCCCGAACUCCAAAGAGCGAAGGGCACUUUGGUGACAUUCCUGAUGGUAAGCCCAGGCCAGUCUUUCUAACCCAAGCCCUGGUCAUUUCUCCAGCACCACCUGAAGGUCACCGAGGGUCCGUUGGUAAUGGGAAGGGGUCCUGUCACCCCCAAGCCAGUCCCUCCCCUGGCAAACUGGCAGCAGCCACCGUGUGUCCGAGUCCUGGGUGUGUGAGAAGACACUUGAUCCUUCACAUUGACGGGCUCUCUAAUGCUGAGUGUACGUAACUGUGUGCGCGCACACGCGUGCACAUUCACUGUCUACACACAAGCCAUCCAGAUCUGUGAAGACGUCCGAUCUCAUGCCACAUGCUAUCAUACUUUCCUGAAAACAGUUAAGGAUUCUAUUAUUUCCAGCUCCAGCGAGUGCCCCUCCAUUGUCCACGAUGGCCCCACGUGAAUGGCACAGAGUGUUCCGAUACAGACACACACACAGCCCAGGGAAGCCCAUGACGGGGACAGUGCAUGCUGCCACGCCGUCUCCCCGUCCAGUCUCCCUGAGACAAGCACUAUGUCACCUCACCCACCCCGGCUGCCAGUUAUGCCUGUCCAGCAUCCCAGACACCACACCUUCCCUCCCUGUCGGUCACCGUGUCCCGCACCAUGUCCCACCUCUCAGGGUCUGCUCUGUAGGUGACAGCUCAGUCGGUGGGUGCUAAUGAGGAGUGUUGCCUUCUCAGGUGACAUGACGUUUUAAUAGGGGCUACAGAUAAUGCCUUAAUCCGAAGGAGUGGCUCUCCAGGUGAGACGUCCAGGCACAGACGUGGGUCAGUAAGGGAGGUCAUUUGCAUCAAGAGGGCAUUUUAAAGGCCCACCCCACCCCGCCACAUCACCCCGUCUCUAAGACCAACCUUUCCUUAGGGCGUGACACAGGCAAGCACACUUACCGACAUACACGUGUAAUUUUGAAACAGCUCCCUUACACCGGCCCUCUCUUUAAAAGUGAAAAGAAAAAGAAAGACGGGGGAGGGCCGGCUACGUGAUUUUAAACGUCACUGGGAAACGUAGCCUACUUCUUCGCCGGCUGCCAACCCUCUGGCCCACCCCGCGCUGUUCCAUUCCCUUUCCUCUUCAAUAAUGUCGGUUCAGUUCGUCGGACUCGUCUUGCCCUCUCCCUGCCCCGUCCCCAGGUGUAUUUCCUUUACUGUUUCCACGUCGUCGAGGACAGAAGAGCAGGUUAGGAGCAUGAGCAUGUGCGGGUCACUUUGAAGAAGGAGGAACCAGGUAUUCUGCUACAGUUUGGGGAAAGCCCAGCCAAAGGAGAGACGGAAGCUGUCUCUGCAGAGUGCCUUAAAAAUGACUUUCACUAGGAGAUUCGGAGUCGCCAGUCUUUGGAUGUUACAUAAACUCAAGCAGAUGUUGCAUUUCACUUCUCUGGGAUUACAGAACAGUUAAAUACAGUAUGUAUUCAACAGCAGCAAAGUAUGUUUUCUCUUCAAUUGAGU
Tupaia belangeri chinensis (Chinese tree shrew) is the source of this 4146-nucleotide messenger RNA. It is a transcript of the gene FAM78B, whose product is annotated as family with sequence similarity 78 member B. The coding region runs from base 1 to 786 and encodes 261 amino acids. Lineage: Eukaryota; Metazoa; Chordata; Mammalia; Scandentia; Tupaiidae. The transcript has 3 exons. The record is from RefSeq and is a predicted model, not a curated record.